UCAGGAAGAGGGAGAGGAAGAAGAAGCAUGUCUUUGAUGGCAUCAGAGAUCGCGGCCAAGUUGAAUCUGCAGCCACACCCAGAAGGUGGGUUUUACGCAGAGACGUUCCGAGACCAUUCCGUUCAUCUUUCAAAGUCUCAGCUUCCUCCCGAAUACAAAGUUGAUCGCCCUGUAUCCACCUCCAUAUAUUUUCUUCUUCCGUCUGGGAACGUAUCUCGUCUCCAUCGCAUACCCUGUGCUGAAACCUGGCAUCAUUAUAUUGGUGAACCUAUCACCAUAGUGGAACUGAAUGAGAAGGAUGGAAGUGUCAAGUUUACAUGCCUUGGAUCAGAUCUGAGUGAUAAUCAGAUACCACAAUACACAGUGGCUUCCAACGUCAACGUAUGGUUUGGUUCAUUUCCCACUAAGGAUUUUAGCCUUGUGUCUUCAGAUGGGGCAUUGGUGAGAGCUGCAGCUAGAGAUGGUGAGAGUCACCACUCUCUUGUGGGAUGCACUUGUGCACCUGCUUUUCAGUUCCAGGACUUUGAGCUUGCAAAACGAUCUCAACUCAUUGCUCGCUUUCCCCAAAUGGAGCCUCUUAUCACUGUUCUCACAUUUACCGAGUGAGUGACCACACCACCACUCUUGUUAUUUAUGACAAAAAAUAAGAUUGUAAUGUUGGCAACCCCUGCUUGUUGAAUGUUGAGCUGCUUACUUGAAUGUAACCUUAAUUGACAUGUUUUCCCAUCCCCUUUUUUCAGCGUUAUGUAAAACUGAAUCUGUAGUAAUUCUUCAUAAUCAAAUAAAGAAUGGGAAAUAGAAGUAUGGAUAC
Gastrolobium bilobum is the source of this 811-nucleotide messenger RNA. RefSeq lists its product as uncharacterized. The record is from RefSeq and is a predicted model, not a curated record. The transcript has 3 exons. Gene Ontology annotation, cellular component: intracellular anatomical structure. The coding region runs from base 28 to 606 and encodes 192 amino acids. NCBI's taxonomy places the organism in Eukaryota, Viridiplantae, Streptophyta, Magnoliopsida, Fabales, Fabaceae.